Messenger RNA from Effrenium voratum, 816 nucleotides. NCBI's taxonomy places the organism in Eukaryota, Dinophyceae, Suessiales, Symbiodiniaceae. The record is from the annotation of a GenBank genome assembly.
AUGUCGAGCCAGCGGUUGCCGUGCCUGCUUCUAGCACUGCUGCUUUGCCACGAUACAUUCACUGCCUGCCCUUGGACCUUCGCAGUUUCGGCCCCGCCUUCGGCGAUUCGAGCGAGGGCCAAAUCCAGAGCUUUGACAGUCCGCAUCAUGAAUGCUGGCUCGGCCUUGCACGUCUUGGACAUCAUUUCGUCUGAGCACAGCAACCCGAACUGGAACUUGAUCUCGCUGUCAGCAGCCUGGAGCAGGCUCGUGAGAGUGCAGCACAGCAUCAACGAACACACCAAGCGUCACCCGUGUCUGCCGCAGCUGCCGAAGCUGACGAAGCAAUUGCUUGAGAAAACGCCUAGGCUCCCGUCGCGCGCAGUGACCAACAUGCUGUGGGCGACGACCAAGUUGGAAAGUGCAAUGCCUUUUCCAGGGCUAUGGGCAACCUUGGCAGAUGCGGUCAAGCGCUCCGAGAAGCCAAUGACCGCCAGAUCGGUGGCCAGCGUGUUUUUGGCCAUGGCAGCCACGAACGACGCAGAUAUCGAGAUAUUGAUGGGCUUGCUGAAAAUCAUGGCUGGCAGACUUGCUGCGGUGGUCUUAGAUAUGAAUGCCCAGGAGGUUGCCAACAUGAUUUGGUCAGUGGCAAGGCUGGCCACAAAGGAUUUCGAUUCUGAAGCAUUGAUGAGCCCACUGGCCCUGUUGAUGGGCAGAGUUCCACAUGUGGUAUCAGCCAUGAACGCCCAGGAGGUCGCCAACUUUCUGGAAUUUGCACCGAUUCUGCAGUCUUCUCAGACAGUUUGGCAUCAUUGGCUAGACAAGUUCCAGUUGUGA